This is a messenger RNA of Chenopodium quinoa (quinoa), 3270 nucleotides long. Its product is annotated as putative ion channel POLLUX-like 2. Gene Ontology annotation, biological process: monoatomic ion transport. Bases 192 to 2819 code for a protein of 875 amino acids. The record is from RefSeq and is a predicted model, not a curated record. NCBI's taxonomy places the organism in Eukaryota, Viridiplantae, Streptophyta, Magnoliopsida, Caryophyllales, Amaranthaceae. The transcript has 24 exons.
UUCUUUUUUAUAAAAGACGUUGACAUGAAUGGAAUCUCAACAUAUUAGCCCUUUUUUUGUGAUCAAACUCCAAAUAUUUCUUUGUCACUUUUCCUAAAAAUAUCAAACAUUGACACAGUUUAAUUGCCUUGGUUGAAUUUUCUAUACUUCACCUUAUCUCUUCCUACUCCAUUUUCUUAGUGAUUUCAACAAUGAGGCAUCUUACGACGUCGUUUCUUCCGGUUCCGGCUAUUUUUCCGGCGAAGAAUCGGUUUUCUUCUCCUCGGAUUACCGUUAAUUCUCGGUGGAGCUCCGGUGCGUUUCGCCGGCGAAUGUCGCGCGCCUCUUUUAGGUGUACACUUUGUAUUCCGGAUAUUUGGUUGGAAGAUUCAUCUUUAAUGUCAAAUAACAAAAUGAAUCAAAGAGGGAAGUGGAUUACAAAUGCUACGAGAAAAGAUACCGAGGAAUUAGUUUCUUGUUCAGAUUUUAUGGACGAAGAGGAAGGUAUAUGCUCGAGAUUAGAACUCAAAGGUGGUCUGAAGGGUCACCUGGCUAUGAUUAUUCACUCCUUAUCAAUAUCAUCCUUUGUCUUCCUUAGAUGGAGUCAUUUGAAUUUGGCCAGCAUGUUGCUGAAAUCGCUCAAGUGCUUGCAUGGCUUUUCAAUGCAAGCUUUUGGGUCUACAAAUCUACUGUUUGCUUCCCUGUCUAGUUCACAAAACAAGCCUACACCUCUCAACUUGGAUGUCUCUUUACCUUCAAUUGGGGAUCUCCAGUGGAGCUUUGCACGAAUGAUAUAUCUAUUCAACAUGCAAGUAGAAAGAAAUGUAGCAACGUUUUUAUUGGUACUAAUUGUGGCGUGCUUCUCGUUCGUUGUCAUUGGUGGUUUCCUCUUCUUUAGGUUCAGGGGUCAAACACAGUCUUUGGAGGAUUGCUUCUGGGAGGCCUGGUCUUGUCUUUGUUCAUCAUCAACCCAUUUAAGAUUGAGAACACGUUUUGAACGAGUUGUUGGCUUUAUACUUGCUAUUUGGGGCAUAUUAUUCUACUCCCGUUUGUUGAGCACGAUGACAGAGCAGCUCAGAAAUAACAUGCAAAGGAUCAGGGAGGGUGCACAAAUGCAAGUUUUGGAGACUGAUCAUAUAAUCAUUUGUGGAGUGAAUAGUCAUCUGAACUUCAUACUUAAGCAGAUAAAUAAGUAUCAUGAGUUUUCCAUCCGCCUAGGCACUGCUCAUGAUAGGAGGCAGAGAAUUCUCCUUCUUUCUAAUCUUCCAAGGAAGCAUAUGGAAAGGAUUGCUGAAAAUAUAGCUAAAGAUCUUAGCCAUAUUGAUAUUCUUACAAAAAGCUGCAGCCUCAACUUGACGAAAUCUUUUGAAAGAGCUGCAGCAAAUAAGGCCCGUGCUGUAAUUAUUUUGCCUACAAAAGGAGAUAGGUAUGAAGUUGAUACAGAUGCAUUUCUGUCUGUGCUGGCAUUACAACCACUGGCAGAAAUCUCAAAUGUACCUACCAUUGUGGAGGUUUCUAAUCCCAGUACAUGUGAGUUGCUGAAAUCAAUAUCAGGGCUCAAAGUCGCACCAGUAGAAAAUGUGUCUUCCAAAUUAUUUGUUCAGUGCUCCCGACAGAAAGGGCUUCUUGAGAUCUAUCAACACUUGCUGAAUUACAAAAAAAAUGUAUUUAAUCUUUGUGAUUUCCCAGACCUUGCUGGAGUGAAGUAUUGGCAAGUUAGACGUGGACUACAAGAGGUGAUUGUUUGUGGUCUUUACCGAAGUGGGGAACUAAUCUUUCAUCCAAAUGAUGAGGAGGUCUUGAAUGAAACUGACAAAGUUUUAUUCAUUGCUCCUCUUUAUGGGACAAGAAAGCCGCAAAUUUCCUGCUCAAGUGUUAUAGAGGCAGUGAAUAAGGAGAUUCACAACUUUGAGUACCUGGGAAUUAAAGUUGACUCUGUCAAAGAUAUGUCAACAAUUGAGAAAGUGCGUCGUGAAAAUACACAAAAGCGUCCUUUCAAACGACGAUCUAAGGCAUCAGACUACACUGUAGGGCCAAAAGAAAGCAUACUGUUGAUAGGUUGGCGCCCAAAUAUUGCGGAAAUGAUUAAAGAAUAUGACAAUUAUCUAGGACCUGGAAGUUCACUGGAAAUAUUGUCUGAUGUACCAUUAGAAGAGAGGAAAAGCAGACUUGUUGGUCUAGGGAAACUCGAACACAUACAAGUAUCCCAUAUGGUUGGAAACCCUAUGGAUUAUGAUACCUUAAAGGAAGCAGUAUUAAGAACCCAAACUUCUACAAAAACAGAUGAAGAGAUCCCAUUCUCAAUUGUUGUAAUCUCUGAUAAAGAGUUGAUACUCGGAGAUCCAUCCAGGGCUGACAAGCACUCUGUAUUUGCUCUUCUCUUGGCUGAAAAUGUUUGCAGUAAUCUUGGAGUAAAGGCGCAAAAUCUUGUUGCUGAAAUAGUUGACUCAAAACUUGGAAAACAAGUAACAAAAAUAAAGCCAUCACUGACUUAUAUUGCCGCUGAGGAACUCAUGAGUCUCGUUACUGCUCACGUUGCAGAGAAUAGUGAACUCAAUGGAGUAUGGAAAGACAUUUUGGAUGCUGAUGGUGAUGAAAUAUAUGUCAAGGAUAUUGCCUUGUACAUGAAAGAGGGAGAAACUCCAUCUUUCAAUGAGCUGUCUGAAAGGGCAUGUUUGAGGCGAGAAGUGGCCAUUGGUUAUGUGAAAAACGAUAAAACGGUUAUAAAUCCAAACCCCAAAACACAACCUCUCAACCUCGAUAUGACUGACUCACUGAUUGUAAUCUCCGAGUUUGAAGGAGAACAACCUAUAGUUGAGGAUUCCCCCCUUAUUAUUUAACCACUGGCCCAUUCAUUUCUUUUUACUGAUGUACAUCCAUGACUCAUGGGCAUCAGGUGCUACAAAUCUAGCUGAAAUUUUUGGAAUUGCUAGAUUACCAUGAUCUUGUUUUAGUGCAACUCUCUUGGAGUAGUUGUUACUGUAAGGUACAUUAUGUAAAGUCCCCGUUACAAAGCUGAAGACAAAUUCUCCCAUCCUGCCAUCGCGGUUCUGAUGAAUGAUAAGACCAAGCUCUUGGAGAAUGUACAUGACUCUGGCAGUCUGGCUAGAGAUAUUGUAAACAAGAGCUGCCUUCAUUGUUAUGUGAUGGACAUUAUUUUCAAUUUGUAUUAAUAAUUGUCCGCGGGUUUAAGCCAAAAGCCAAACUUAAUCAGUGGAUAAUUGAUCCAAGGUAAGUUUUGAAUUUAUAAUGUCUAAUGCAGUAAAGUCCAGGAAAAUCAUUAAGCACUAA